This is a messenger RNA of Diachasma alloeum, 2256 nucleotides long. RefSeq lists its product as uncharacterized. The record is from RefSeq and is a predicted model, not a curated record. Bases 203 to 2110 code for a protein of 635 amino acids. Lineage: Eukaryota; Metazoa; Arthropoda; Insecta; Hymenoptera; Braconidae. The transcript has 2 exons.
UUAAAUUUUCUAACGUCCACUGGCUGCUCUCGCAGUAAAAUACCAAACAAAUCCCUAAUUCCGAACGAGAAUUUACCUACAACAAUAAAUAUUGUUGAAGUACUUUGUUGUAACAUAACUGAAGGUGCGGAGAUUACUCCGUGCACAAAUUAAACUGUAAAACGAAGAUUGAAUAUUUGUUGAAUUUGGAGGGAUAGAUGAGAUGGACGACACCUGUGAGACCCUCUGGCGUUCCAUUGACUCGAGUUUCAACGAAAUUGACCCCUCAUCUGCAGAGGUAUCUUUCAAGAGUUUAACUGGAAGCAGUGAUGACGUUUCAGGAAGUGCCCCACCGGCUGCUGUUACUCCCCAAAAAUGUGGAGUGAGUAUAGAUGAGGGGCUGGUGAACGCUCUACGAAAUCUGCAGCUUGCCUCGGUGAGGAAACCCUGCCAGUUCAGGCCUCCCAUAAUUUUAAGUGACGAUAAACGAGGACUUGAGGAUGCACAUCCAGGGGAAGGGGAUGCUCCAGUCGAUAAUUUUAUGCUUGAGUGUGAGAAUGGCUCAAGAGAAAUGAAGGAACAAGUUGAUCAACCUGAUCUGCAGUCCUCAAUCGUCCCAGAUAAUCUCCAAAACGACAUUAACUUGGAGAUGGAGGAGUUUAUUGAUCUCCUAAGUAAGCAGCCUAGUCUCCUAUUUUCAAUCAUUCCAGAGGAUCUCGAGAUCGAAGAUGAAUCGGAGGAGAUGAAGGAAUCAAUUCAACUCGUCGAUGAACUUGAAAAUGAAUCAGAACGGUCAGAGGAAGUAGUUGAACUAUCUGAACAAGUUGAAAAACUCCCUAAUCCAAAAGAGAUGAAGGAAUUAACUGAACUUGUUGAUGAACUCGUUGAACUAUCUCUCCUAGUGGAGCAGCCCAAUGUGCAAUCCUCAAUCGUCCCGGAGAAUCUUCACAUCGAAAACAAUCCCGAAGACAGGAAUGAAUUUGUUGAACUUGUUGACGAACUCGUGGAAUCUUUACAAGUUGAGCAGUCUAAUGUGCAAUCAAUUGUAUCAGAGAAUCUUCAAAUUGGCAAUGUGACAUCUGAACGUGUGGAGAGUUCAGAAGAGACGAAUAAAUCUAACGACCUCGUUGACCUACCUCAACAAAUGGACCCACAAGAUCCAGUGCAUCCCCCAGUAUCAGACCACAAUCAGUCACUUAUCAAUUACAAAGUCAAACCAAAGGACUCGGAGAAUAAAAAAAUUGCAGAAACACCUCGUGCUAAACCUGCUCCUCUGUCAAUACCUCCAAAUAUCCUGGACAACAUGAAGAAAGCAGUGAAGCCCCUCCUCAAACCCCUCAACACCACAAGGAAGACAACGAUAGGCGUGUCCCCCAUGUUACAAACAAAAUCGAGAUGCAGAGUCACUAAAACAUCGUCAUUGACGCAGUUGAACCAGUCAACGACACAUAAUCAGAUCAAGAAGAAAACGAUUGAGCAGGCACCACUGACAUCGUCAUCCUUGAAGAGACUACCGACUAAGAACGUCGUGGCAACUGUUGUUUCGACGAAGGAAGGGAUUCAACUGAAGGAAGAAAAGAUCAGCAAUUUUGGGAUUCCAGUUAAUAUUGCGAGGAAGAAGAAACGGACUCAAGCGAUUCCCUUCAGCUUUACAACGAGGAAAAAAGAUUUUCAGCAUCAGCAAGAGAGAAAAACACAGCAGAAACUACCAAUGAGAGACUCAAACUCUCUGAAUCAGCAGAAACAACCGCUGAUCAUGAGGUCAACAACAGAGAAAAAGACGUCAGUAACAAAACCCCGACCAGUAAUAAAGUCAUUAUUGUCUGAUGAGUCUAUGAACAAGGAGAACAGAUCGAUAAACUUGAAUAAAUCUAAGACAGUAAUUGGAGGGCCAAAAUUGUCCACUGGACUGAAUCUGAAAGAACGACGCGAUUUCGGGGAAAAGGUAAAGCAACGUGAGAGAGAAAUUGGAGGGAUGAGAGCUUCGAUUGAGCUCAAGAAACAGCAGAAGGAAAAAAUCAUUGAUUCUGAGUUGAGGAAGAAGACGGAGUCCAAGGCGAAUGCCGUGCCAGUGUUCAAGAUCCCAGCCCCAGUGCGAUCGAAUAAACCCUCCACUAUUCCUCGAAAAUAGUAUUCAAGUCUCUGGAGGGAGCAUGAUCUAGCGAAUAUAUGAUAUCGAUUCGUACAAUUCAUAAGGGUUUUCUACGGCUUUUAAUGAAUAUUUUUGUGAACUGAUUUUUGUAAUUUUUAUGACUAGACUAAUGUAAAAGAAAUGAU